AUGUCGGCUCUGGCAGCAGAGAAAACCGCGCAGCUCAGCCAAGUCAGUCAUCCCGGCCACAUCGACGAUGUCUCGGUCUCGCAAGAGGUCGAGAUGCUGCGCACACUCCGGGGCGUCGCUGCCGUGGAAGUCGCAGCGCGGCUGGAACCCCCCGUCCGGACGAGCAAGCGCAUGCUCCAGCUCUAUUUCAUCUGCGGCUUCAUGUUCCUCGGGUCGACGAUGAACGGGUACGACGGCGCGCUGAUGGGCAGUCUGCUGGCCCUGCCGUCGUUCCAGGACCAAUUCGGCGCCACCAUCCUGGGCAUCAAGACGGGCAUCAUCUCCAGCAUGCUGCAGAUCGGGUCGGUGUCGGCGCUACCCAGCGUGGGACCCUGCGCUGAUCUCUUCGGCCGUCGAGUCGGCAUUGCGGUCGGGUGUGGCUUUGUCGUCAUGGGCACGAUCCUCCAGGGCACCUCCCACCACGUGAAUCAAUACAUGGCGGGACGGUUCUUCAUCGGGUUCGGGAGCACCAUCGCAAACGCCAUCUGCCCGUCGUAUGUGGUGGAGUUUGCGCAUCCGACGAUGCGCGGCGUCAUCACCGGCCUGUACAAUACCUGCUAUUACCUGGGGGCUAUCCUGGCGGCGGCCGUGCUGCGAGGCUGUGUGCACUACGCUUCGGACAAGGCGUGGUUGAUCCCGACGUGGUUGCAGAUGGGAUUCCCGGCCAUCCUGUUGCUGGGGUGCUUGUUCUUCCCCGAAUCGCCGCGCUGGCAAUAUUCGCAUGGCAAGUUCGACGCCUGCAAGGCGUCUCUGAUCAAAUACCACGGCAACGACGACCCGGACUCCCUGUGGGUGAAGCUGCAGAUGCGAGAGUUCGAGGAGGAGCUGGAGCUCGACGGCGCGGACAAGCGCUGGUGGGACUACCGCUCGUUGUUCAACUCUCGGGCCUCGUUGUACAGGGUGCUGUUGUGCGCGGUCGCAAUCUCCGCCUUCUCCCAGUGGACCGGCCAGGCUGGCGUGUCGUACUUUUUACCGGGCAUGCUCUCGACCAGCGGCAUCACCGACACGACGACCAUUCUCGACAUCAACCUCGGCACCACCUUGAGUUCCGGCAUUGCCGCCGUGUCGGGCGCCAGCCUGAUGGAUCGGUUCGGCCGGAGAAAAGUCCUCAUCCCUUGUUGCGCAACACUCACGGGCAUCUGGGCCAUCAUGGCGGCCUGUACGGGCGUGUACUACCAGGACGACAACGCCGCGGCGGCAAAAGCCUCCGUGGCUUUCAUCUUCUUGAUCGGCAUGGUCUUCAGCUUUGCCUACACGCCUCUGCAGGCCUUGUAUCCCGUCGAGACCCUGUCUUAUGAGCAACGUGCAAAGGGCAUGGCGCUGCAGAACAUCGCGGGAAACGCAGCCGGCUUGGUCAACAUGUUUGCCAUCCCCGUGGCUCUGCAGCAAAUCACCUGGAAGACCUACUUUGUGUUCAUGGCCACGUGUGGCCUCGAGGCCGUGUACUACUGGUUCCUGAUGGUAGAGACCAAGGGCCAUACGUUGGAGGAGAUGAAUGCCAUUUUCCGAGCCAAGAAUCCCGUGCAAGCCAGUCUGGUCAGGAAAGACGAAGUGGAACAAGCAACGACGAAGGUCAAGGAGGUGGUAGAGCUGAAGGAGGUGGCAUGA
Molecule: messenger RNA, 1647 nt
Organism: Cladophialophora carrionii CBS 160.54
Lineage: Eukaryota; Fungi; Ascomycota; Eurotiomycetes; Chaetothyriales; Herpotrichiellaceae
Exons: 1
Coding region: 1-1647 (548 amino acids)
Biological process (GO): carbohydrate transport; transmembrane transport
Cellular component (GO): membrane
Molecular function (GO): carbohydrate:proton symporter activity
Source: RefSeq, a predicted model, not a curated record